GCACCGGAAGUGCUUUCAAGGCGGCAGAGGAAGAGGGAAAUUUAAACCUAUACUGUGUACCAGUGUCAAAAACAGCUGUUGGAGGAUGUAUCCCAAAUAACGCAUCGUUCCCUGUACACGUACACUACAUAGGCCAGAGAAGCCGUUCUAUUCCACCCUAUCUAGGGCACUUGUUUUAGUGAUUUGGCGACAUUUGGAACACAUCCGGUGUAAUCGCUGCGAACGGCGUUAUUAGCCUGGAGUUUAUUUACAGAAGUUUAUUUAUGUGAUACACGGCGAGGUUCAUCGGUAAUGGACCGUUUACAAGAUUUGGCCUGGUGUCUGGACUCUCCUUCCAAACACAGCUACAUUGGAAGCUAUUAUGCGCCCCCGGAUAAGAUUCCCUCCCAGCCGAUGGAGAAGCACCAGGAGAAAUCCAGCAGGAACCUGAGGAACGUCUGCACACACACACUUCACACAGAGCCUGACCCUGGGAGCAGAGCAGUGAUCGCAGCUCUGAAAACUCUGCAGGAGAAGAUGAGGAGGUUGGAACUGGAGCGUAAGCAGGCAGAGAAGAACGUGGAGAGGUUUGCUCAGGCUGCUCGUCAGUUCGGCUCCGGAAACCAAAGCAGUGAGCAGCUGGAGAGCAGAGAAGAAGAAACCUCAAGGAGAAAAGAGCUGAGGUCUCAGUUACACUCUGCAGAAGCUCGGUGUCUGUUGGAGAAACAGCUGGAAUACAUGAGGAAGAUGGUGGAGAGCGCGCAGAGAGAGAAGAUCGCUGCAGCAGGCAGAGAGGAGUGUGUGCAGCAGAAGAAGUCCAGACCUUCUGAGUCACAGAUCCACACUCAGCUGCAGAAACUGGAGGAGGAGUGUAUCAAGCUUACCAUGACCCAGUCUGAGGCGGAGAGGAAGAUCAAGCUCUUGGAGCAGAGGUUACUCGCCGAGGAACACGAGCGCAAACUGGUCCAGGAGAAAGCCGAGGAGUUACAAAGAGAGCUUGAGGCGAACCUGCUCGUUUCGGCCGCUGAAGUGAAACCCAAAAAAAAAACGACGACCAAAGAGAAGAGUAAGAAACCGGUUAAUACAGACGUACCCAAAUGCAUCCCCAAAGCCAAGAGGAUGCCUUUCGUGGCUGGAACGUCGACAAGCCCCAGUCACUCGGUCAACGCCAACGUUCAGAGCGUGCUGCAUCUCCUAAAGACCAGGCAGCCUCGGGUGUGUGAGAGGACGCAAUCUGUGCAGAAGAAACGAUCCCCGAGCGAUGGAGCUGCAGCUAUGGGCAGCCUUUCUGAACUGCUUCUAGCGCUACAGGACGAACUUGGGCACAUGAGCUUUGAACAUCAGGAGCUGGUCAGGCAGAUCGAUGAGACUGAUCAGCGCCAGCUGAAGGAGGAUCUGGAGAGAGAGCUGGACUGCUUGGUCAGGAAGAUGGAGGAGAAAGCAUCCCAAAUCACCAAACUCCGCAAACACCAGCAAACCGUCCAAAAGCCGUCCCCGAGCAGCCCGGAGAAGGAGAAGAAGAAGAAGAAGCCGAAACCGAAGCGAGCGUCAAGCGCAGACACGUGGUGUUUAAAGCGAGUCCAGGUGGCGUCUCCUCCCAGAGGUACCGUCUCGCCCUGUAGACCACAGAAGCACCAGACGGCAGGUCACGAGCAUCUACAGCUUCUCAGAGACGCCCAGAGGAUGCAGUCGAACCUCCGGCAGAGGGACAUCAGCUGGGAAACGUGAGGAAGUCUUGGGAUAUCAUUUUCUCUCUCCAUGCUUUUAAUGAGAUUAUUCUUUACAUUGUCGACAUAUUUAAAUAUUGUAAUAAAAUAAUAUUGUGGCGA
Molecule: messenger RNA, 1808 nt
Organism: Silurus meridionalis
Lineage: Eukaryota; Metazoa; Chordata; Actinopteri; Siluriformes; Siluridae
Gene: cep57l1
Product: centrosomal protein 57, like 1
Cellular component (GO): centrosome
Molecular function (GO): microtubule binding; identical protein binding; gamma-tubulin binding
Source: RefSeq, a predicted model, not a curated record